CGCAUGCGCAUUGGGGACCGAGUCGAGCAACACGGAAGUAGCGUGGAAGAAGAUAACAAGCAACACCUCGCGGCAAUCUCUUUCUCAGGGCUAGUUUUAUGAAACAAUAACGCUCGCACAUCGGAUCUGGUGAGGGAUAUCGCUUGACUUUAACACUGAAAGCUCGUGAGGGAUGAUGGCGUCCAUACCGUCUCUGUAGCCGAAGCUGCGUCUGCCUCAUUGAAACAGCGAAACGAACUGUUGGCCAGCUGCGCGGGGUCUCCGGAAGCUGAAGAAGAUGCCAGCUCGUAACCUUGUGUCCAACGAAACCCCCAACAGCAAAGUCAGGUACUCCAGGCUGUCCACUGAAGAUGACGGCUACACGGAUCUACAGUUCAAAAGAAGCCCACCCAAAGUCCCAUACAAAGCCAUAGCACUAGCUACAGUCCUCUUCCUAAUCGGCUCUCUGUUAAUCAUCAUCGGCUCCCUUCUCCUGGCCGGAUACUUUGGAGUAACUCACUCUGACCGAACUGUGCCCGUCCUCAUCAUUGGGAUCCUUGUCUUCCUCCCCGGAUUUUACCACCUACGAAUAGCUUACUAUGCAUCAAAGGGCUACCGGGGCUACUCCUAUGAUGAUAUCCCAGACUUUGAUGACUGAUAGACACUACAGCUUUAGCCACAGUCUGCUUGUACUCCUAUAUACUGCUAAUAUUUUGUUUUUGCUAAAUGAUAGGCACUGACCUUUCCAAAGUAAAGUAAGUCUGAAUAGAUUCUGUGCAUUCUCCUCAAUCAAUACCUCAUCAAUACCUUGAUCAUUUUAUGGGGUGAGGUAGUUAGUGCCAGCUUGCUGUAAUGAAGCCAAAUCAUUAUCAUGUAUAGUUUGAUUUGUAUAUUUCUUUUGUUAGCUUGUUAAAUUAAUAAAAAAUUAAUUU
This is a messenger RNA of Pungitius pungitius (ninespine stickleback), 911 nucleotides long. It is a transcript of the gene tmem230b, whose product is annotated as transmembrane protein 230b. Gene Ontology annotation, cellular component: endomembrane system; synaptic vesicle. Lineage: Eukaryota; Metazoa; Chordata; Actinopteri; Perciformes; Gasterosteidae. Gene Ontology annotation, biological process: synaptic vesicle transport. The transcript has 3 exons. The record is from RefSeq and is a predicted model, not a curated record. The coding region runs from base 278 to 637 and encodes 119 amino acids.